CGAACAUAUUCAACAAGUCAAACGUCGCACCAUCCGAGCUGGAGCGGGCGCCGACACACCACCACACACGCUGCGUGAACACAGAGGGCGUGCCGACGACGACGACGUGAAGACGACGAACCCAUGGAUUCCCAAGAGCAUGGAGCGGCGGUGGUAAGACCGUCCCUGAGGCUGACCACGCACUUGAUGGCCACGUUCAAAGGAAUCAACAUGAUGUACUACAAGGCCCAAAGAGAGAGAAAGGCAGAGAAGGCCCUCCUAUCGAAAGACCCGACGGCGGGCCUUACGAAGCAUGUCGAAACGUCCAAGAAAGUCGACAAGAUCAUGGCUGGUCAUUACGUACCCACCGAGAACGAAGUCUUGCAUGGCCGAUAUCGCAUCACAGGAAAGAAAUUGGGCAUGGGUACAUUUGGCCAAGUCCUGGAAGCAUACGACGAAACGACAUCGGAAGGAGUGGCCAUUAAGAUCAUCAAAAACCACUCUCAUUUCACCAUCCAAGCUCAAACGGAGAUUAAGAUUCUCGAAUACAUGCACACGAGCUCUGAAGCGAAUCGGUGUCACAUCGUGAAACUUUUGGACAAGUUCUCCCACAAAGGCCACGAAUGUCUUGUGUUUCCACUUUGCUCGUACAACUUGUACGAGUUGCUUCGCAGCGUUGAAUUCAAAGGCCUGGGCCUCAAGCUCAUUCGCAAGUUUGCCAAACAAAUGAUCGAAUCGCUCGAAUUUCUCGGGUCCGUUGGCGUCAUUCAUUGCGACCUCAAGCCCGAGAAUGUCGUGCUGGUCCGCUCCAACCGGAGCAGCAUCAAGGUCGUCGACUUUGGCAGCUCGUGUCUCUCCGACAAGCGAAUACACACGUAUAUCCAAAGCCGGUUCUACCGCGCACCGGAGAUUCUCCUCGGCAUGAAAUAUUCUACUGCCAUCGACGUGUGGAGCGUUGGAUGCAUUUUGGUCGAGCUACACACAGGGUCGCCUCUCUUCGCCGGCCAAGACCUGCCGGACCAACUCCGGAGGAUGGCCCUUGUGCUUGGCGUCAUUCCUGGACACAUUGUCGAACAAGCCAACCCGAACGUCCGCCGCGAGUACUUCGAGCGUGAGCUGCUGCCUGACUUGACCCCCACGCGCAACUACAAGCUGAAGAAGCGAAACUUAAAGCCAGACGGAUCUGUGUCUCUCGACUCGAUCUGUACAUUGGGCGGUCGACGGCUGAACAAGGAGCCGGACCACAGCCGCGCCGACUACGACCGAUUCGUGGACUUGGUGUCCCGCAUGCUUGAAAUGGACCCGGCCCGAAGGAUAACGCCCGCCAUGGCGCUGCAUCACCCCUUCUUCCACGAUCACAUGCCUCCACCACCGCCACAGCCGUUCCUCACACGAAGCGCCGCCUCAAUGGACAAGAAGCGGACAACGGGCUUGGAAUCCACAGAUGUAUGCAUGACAGACCACGAGUCGUCGACAGUCCGCUCUGACGACCCGUACCACGUGUGCACACACCGAGCAAAACAGAGGAAGCUGCUUGUGCCGCACCAUCGAGACGGGUGAAGCCAGUCCGUCGAUGGUCCAUGUCCGUCAGUGCCUUAUUUAUUCCCGUCCGUCGUGAAGUCAUCGGGUGUCCACGAUCAGCAAGUACAGUGAGAAGCACGUAUAAAGUUAAGAGAGCACACAGUCCGACCAUCGUCGAACGAGGUGGCAUUCAAAGUUACUGGGGCGGAUGGGUCUAUCGAGAGUGGUGGUGGGUUCUGGUCUAUUAGCGACAUUACCAAAACCCCGGCAGCACCGGGAGAAGAGUGCGAGGCAUUUAAGCUUCCACGCGGUUCUUCAAGAAGUUCAAGAGCACGUCCAACGCGCGGUGUUCCUCACCGAAGUCGGUGACGACGGCCACGGAGGUGGACACGACCUUGCGGGCUUCGCCCUUGUCGUCAAUCUUGCACAAACCCGACCAUUCGCCCAAUUGCUUGCCGCUGGGCACCAUGAUGAGGUUCACGCCGUGUUCUUCGCACAAGGCACGGACCAACUUUUGGUACGAAGGCUCGUCGCAGUCUUGGGCCAACACGCAGAGUCGGGCACGGCGCGAGUCCAACGCCUUGGCGCAUUCGUGGAGGCCGCGCUUCAAGCCGUCAUGGACCAACGCCUUCUUCAGCACUUCUUGGAGAGCUUCCAAUUCUCCCAAUUCAGCCACUUCCACUUGGACAUCGUUUACUUCCUCGGCCGACAUGAUGGUGGUGUAAGCGUCCUCAAAAG
This is a messenger RNA of Aphanomyces invadans, 2238 nucleotides long. Its product is annotated as CMGC/DYRK/DYRK1 protein kinase. The record is from RefSeq and is a predicted model, not a curated record. Gene Ontology annotation, cellular component: nucleus. The transcript is spliced from 6 exons. Gene Ontology annotation, molecular function: ATP binding; protein serine/threonine kinase activity; transcription coactivator activity. Gene Ontology annotation, biological process: positive regulation of DNA-templated transcription; peptidyl-threonine phosphorylation; peptidyl-serine phosphorylation. The coding region runs from base 124 to 1539 and encodes 471 amino acids. NCBI's taxonomy places the organism in Eukaryota, Oomycota, Saprolegniomycetes, Saprolegniales, Verrucalvaceae.